Populus euphratica (Euphrates poplar) is the source of this 1314-nucleotide messenger RNA. RefSeq names its product mannan endo-1,4-beta-mannosidase 4-like. Bases 15 to 1229 code for a protein of 404 amino acids. The record is from RefSeq and is a predicted model, not a curated record. Gene Ontology annotation, biological process: polysaccharide catabolic process. The transcript has 5 exons. Gene Ontology annotation, molecular function: mannan endo-1,4-beta-mannosidase activity. NCBI's taxonomy places the organism in Eukaryota, Viridiplantae, Streptophyta, Magnoliopsida, Malpighiales, Salicaceae.
UCGUGUUAAGCAAGAUGAAGUGGUUGAACAGUUUCUUUUCAAUGGCCCUUUUGGUUAUCUUCCACCAUGGACAAUAUUGUUGCCAGGCUGAUCAAUCUUCUCCAACUCAUCACUGUGUUUUUGCUAGAACAAAUGGAACCCAUUUUGUAGUGAACAAUAAGCCUCUAUACUUAAAUGGUUUCAAUGCAUUUUGGAUGAUGUACAUGUCAUCUGAUCCAUCUACGAGGAGCAAAGUCACAUCUGCAUUCCAGCAAGCCUCCAAGUAUGGCAUGAAUAUUGCUAGAACUUGGGCUUUCAGCGAUGGUGGAAAUGAUAAGCCCCUCCAGAUUUCUCCAGGUAUCUACAACGAGGACAUGUUCAAGGGAUUGGACUUCGUGGUAUCAGAAGCUAGGAAAUAUGGGAUUUAUCUGAUACUGAGCUUGGUGAAUAACUUCAAAGAUUAUGGCGGUAGAUCACAAUAUGUUGAGUGGGCAAGGGAACGUGAUCAGCAGUUAAGUGAUUACGACGAGUUCUAUACAAACUCUGUUGUCAAAGAAUACUACCAGAACCAUGUCACGGCAGUGCUCACGAGGAUCAACUCGAUAACAGGAGUUGCAUAUAAAGACGAUCCCACUAUCUUUGCAUGGGAACUGAUAAACGAACCCCGUUCAAAUGACACUUCUGGAAAGCUAAUCCAGGACUGGGUCAAUGAAAUGGCAGCACACGUUAAAUCCAUUGAUAAUUACCAUCUUCUUGAAAUAGGGCUAGAAGGGUUUUACGGUGACUCGAAGAAGGAAUCAAAUCCUGGCAGCUACCUUGUUGGCACUGACUUUAUCUCCAACAACCAAAUCCCGCACAUAGAUUUUGCCACCAUUCAUCUCUACCCUGAGCAAUGGUUGCAAAACUCAAGCGAAGACGAGCAAGCUUCGUUCGUGGAUAGAUGGAUCCAAGCCCAUGUCCAAGACUCCAGUUCAGUGCUUAGAAAACCACUCGUUAUAGGAGAGUUUGGCAAGUCUUCAAAGCUUCCUGGAAAUAGCCUGCAGAAAAGGGACACUUAUUUUGUGAAAAUCUACAGCGAUAUAUACAAUAGUGUCAUAAGAGGAGGCCCAUUUACUGGUGGGCUCUUCUGGCAACUCCUGGCCCAAGGAAUGGAGAGCUGGGGUGACGGCUACGAGGUUGUCUUGGAGGAGUCUCCCUCAACUGCUAAUAUUAUUGAUCUACAGUCUCGCAAGUUAAAAUCUCUCACAUAAAUCUAUUGCUUUUGGGACUGGAAUUUACAAUAUUUUUGUCCAUAGUGCACUGUAUAAUAAAUUCACUACAUCAAUUAGUUUUAUU